Messenger RNA from Actinia tenebrosa (Australian red waratah sea anemone), 3243 nucleotides. RefSeq lists its product as uncharacterized. Gene Ontology annotation, molecular function: protein binding. NCBI's taxonomy places the organism in Eukaryota, Metazoa, Cnidaria, Anthozoa, Actiniaria, Actiniidae. The record is from RefSeq and is a predicted model, not a curated record.
GGCAAAGUCUUGGUAUCAUUUGGUGGACUGAAUUAGCUUUGGUUUGUGUUUGGUCUGAGUAACGUCGUAUGUAUCUAUCUUUACUUGAAAGAUUAAUAUGAGUAAGCCAAUCAAAAACACCUGCUCCUUCAAAGCCUUGAGAGCCCAGCAAAAGAAAAUGGGAGUAUCCAGCUUAGGAUUCCCCUCGUUGAAAGACGAAAUCUUAUCAAAUUACAAGUCGGUAACAAAUCUCAAACACAAGGCAAAGCAUGAGAAAGAUUGGGAGGCGCAGCUUUGUUUGAGUAAAGCAUAUGAAUAUGGCGUACCAGAGCUCAACAUUGAACAAGACUUAGACAGUGCAAUCGCCUGCCUCGAAUCUUCCAUUCGAAAUGGAAAUGAUAUAGAUAACGAAAAAUGCCAACUUGGUACCUUGUACGACACCAGAGGCACAAUUCCCGAUCAAAGAAGAGCAUUUGAACUCUACUUAGAGUCUGCCCGUGCGGGAAUAGUACAGGCUGAGCUAAGUGUUGCAGAAGUGUAUCGUUGUGGAAUAGAAGGGGUUGUGCACAAAGAUUUGGAAGAGGCGUUCAAGUGGUAUAGAAGGGCGGCUGAUGAAGAAUUAGACGAUCUUGAUGAUCAAAUUAAUUUACCAGCACAUAUUCUUAAAGGAGCUUUAAAAAGUUUUGGGAUUGAUUUCAAGAUAGAGGCAUUGAAGACACUUUACAAAUAUUACAUGACUGAUGAAUGUCCUGAGGGAGAGCCUCAGCCAAUCAAUAAAAGAGGUUUGACAAAAGAUCUUGGACGUGCGUAUCUUAAAGGCGAGUCAGGGCAACCAAAAGACUUGGAUAAUGCAAAGAGAUGGUUAAAGAAAGCAGCGAUCAAUGGUGAUCAAGAAGCUGUCGAGAUCAUGAAGAAAUUCGACGACAAAACCAUAGUCGAUGUGUUAGAUGAACCAGACGAUCUCUUACGAGAAAGCAAUGCUAAGCAAUAUUGUGAGCUGUUAAAAAGCACCAUCGAACAAAGCCAGCAGCGACACCCCUAUGUCAAAAGGUAUUCAAAGCAUAUCGGAGUCAAAUGUUUUGAAAAUUUUCCGAGAUCACCUACAGCGCGACGCUUCAAGAAAGCUUCUGAGCUCUUAACGAAAGGCUUAGAAAAGUUUGAAAUUUUGGUUCAAAAUGAUGAGAACUUGGGUACGACGUCAACCAACCGUGACUUCGAAGAAGGAAUAAAGUUGUUAGCACAGGGUAUGUUGUAUGAGAAUUCCGUUGUCGUAUCUUGUCUACAAAGUACGCUCCCGCCUGAUCUCACCCUCCUUAUUCAAGAUUCCAUUUUCAAGAUGCUUGAAACCCAUCCAAACUUUUUUGAAGGCCUGGUAGUGUUGUUUGCAUCAUACCCUUUAAGUAGACGCUUCAGCGCAGAGAGCUGUAAGAUGGAUCUUCGCAGGACCAUGUUUUUGAAUAAUAUUAUCCAUUUGAUGAAGAAAGCGGAACCAGACAUGCCACCAACACAAGAUCCCUAUUCAUAUGACCAAAACUACAGUAGCUGGUUACAUCAACUUUAUUAUCUCCUUGGCUCAAAUUAUAUCAUUGCCGAGUGCUUUGAACAUGGCGCAGAAGUUUUCCAAAAAGCACUUGAUUGUUGUCCAAAGUUUGCUGAAGCAAAACUACCUCUAGGAAGUUGUUUGCUAAAAAUGAGUUUGAAGAAGCAGCCUGUUGGCAAAUGUGGUGAAACUAAUCAAGAAGAUGAAGACAACCCUGAUGAGGUCUUGUUGAAAAGAUUUGCAAAGCCUGAAUACCAACGAAUAAACAGAGGCGACUACAGAACAUGGUCAGUGACCCAACUCAGAGAAAAAGCCAAGCAGUUGUUCAUGGAAUAUCUUGAAGAAGUACCAGAAUGUGACAAAAAGUAUCCUGAGGGACACUACCAUCUGGCAUUCCUUUGCUUGAUUGAGGAAAACAGAGAAGAAGCCUUAAAAUGGAAAGAGAAAGGAGAAGAAGCGGAAGAAAAGGUAUUGCCUUUUCUGCAACCGUUUGAAUCAGCUUUCAAGGAAUGUUUAAGUUCAUUAGACUUGUUACCAGUUUCAAAGAAACACAGCGAGAAGCACAACCAAAAGACACGUCGCGAUCCUUGCGGGACUGUGACACUAUUGGGAGUUGGGAGGCAACAUCUUGCAACAGCCAGUAUGAAUGAAAGAGAGACGAAGACAUGUUCGAAAUGUAAAAACAACAUUCAAGAAUUGAAAUGGUGUCCAUGCAAGAAAGCGUUUUAUUGUGGAAGAGCAUGUCAAAAGGAAGACUAGAAGGAACACAAAAAAAAUUGUACUUCAAAAAACAAAAAAGUCAUUCAAUAGUCAUUCAAGUAAUAUAGUCAAUCAGUCUAACAUUCAAAUCAUUUCUCCUCUUUUGAGAGCAAAAAAAAAGAUGAAAACAAUAUAAUACAGAAAAUUAGGUAACUGUAAUAGCUAGAAGCUAGACAAGACAGCAAUCGAAAUUUUAAUUUUCCUUCUUAACUUUUUUCUUAAUUGAAUAUUUUGAAUGCACAAGAGCCAAUAGCGACUUUGAAAAGAACCGCUUGUAUUUAGUGCGGCACGUGCACCAACAUAUGCUUGCAUAUAACUCAUUUUAGUCAAAUUCAGCUAGCAGUCGUUCAUCAAUGCUGUGUUCUGAUUGGAUGAGCUACUACUAGGCUAUAAGUAAUAGCCUACUAGUAGUGAAAAAUUCCGGCUUUGAAAGCAAAAAGUUGAAUUGAACUUUAAUACAAGACUCGUUUGCAUAUAAAUAUUUGACCGUCUAGUUAGAUUUCAUUAAAACAAUAAGUCCUCUCGCCCUCAUGGCCUAUGAGUCAAUAGCCCAUUCGGCCUUUAGCCCCACGGGCUAUUGACUCAUAAACCAUUCGUGCUCGAGAACUAAUUGCAAAUUAUUCCGUGGUUUUCAAACUUGAAUAGUUCGUUUUAGAAGAAUAGUUCGUUUGUGUCACUUGAUUACUUCAGAGCUUUCGAAUUCAUAAUUAUUUGGAAUGGUGUGUUAUCGCUUAGUAUUUUCUUCUUAUGCAAGAAUGUCAGUUGUUUCGUCAUCAGUUUACGCGUACAAAUAGUUCGAGCCCAGUUUCUUCCCGGUACUCAAAAUGGCGGUACAAAAAAAAAAUCAAAAUGUUAUUGUUUUAAUAGUUUAUUGAUCUUUGUACGUAAUUUUAUUUGUAUUUGCAUUACCUAAGAAGAAAGGGGGUUUAAAUAUUAGAAUUAAAAGGUUCAAAAUGAAGGAUAAA